Messenger RNA from Tympanuchus pallidicinctus (lesser prairie-chicken), 1857 nucleotides. It is a transcript of the gene TMEM255B, whose product is annotated as transmembrane protein 255B. The record is from RefSeq and is a predicted model, not a curated record. Bases 337 to 1314 code for a protein of 325 amino acids. NCBI's taxonomy places the organism in Eukaryota, Metazoa, Chordata, Aves, Galliformes, Phasianidae. The transcript is spliced from 9 exons.
UCCCUGUGUGUAUUGUGUUUAGUUAGAAGGAAUGAGAAGAACUAUGUCUUGUCAAAUAAGGAGGCCAAGUUCAAACCAGGUCCUGAAUGAAUUGGUCAGAUUAAAGGCUGUCUGUUUGAGUGAGUGUGGGAAGAGUCACAUUUCAGUCUUCUACCAAAGACCUUGCUCUGGUGCACUGAAGGAACCCAUCAUCACUACUAGCACAGUUCUCUGACUUAUAACUUGAUUUCUAUUCUAGGGAUAAGGAAGAUCACUGAAGUCUUUCACACUAGCAGAGAAUUCAUCUCUGACAAAGAGUUCCCUGACUGACUGCUCAGGAGAUGUGAAGAGGCUUGAAUGGAUUCGGAGAAGCCAGCCUCUUUUCCACAUAUACUUUUCUGGCAAUUUGCAAAAAGGAAGAAGACUUCACUUUGGUUCACAGUCUCUCUACUGGUGGUGUCCAUUUUCAUACUGACCAUAGGUCUGGCAGCUACAACAAGAACAGAAAAUGUUACUGUGGGAGGCUACUACCCAGGCAUCAUUCUUGGCUUUGGAUCUUUCCUAGGGAUUGUUGGCAUCCACCUGGUAGAGAACAGAAGACAAAUGUUAGUAGCCUCCAUCGUGUUUAUCAGCUUUGGCGUGGUAGCAGCAUUCUGUUGUGCAAUAGUUGAUGGAGUGUUUGCAGCACGGCAUAUAGAACCUAGACCUUUGUAUAACAGAAGAUGCCAGUUUUAUUCAAGUGGAGUAGGAUUCCUAUAUGAUGCCUACCAAACAGAGGUGACAUGUUACACCUUAAACACCAAGUGCCAGCUGAAAGUAAAGAGUAACACGUGCUAUUGCUGUGACCUGUACAACUGUGAGAACUCAGAGCAGUCCUCCAGCUACUAUGAAUUUCUUGGCGUGAGCAGCUGUCAGGAUGUGGUUCACCUGUAUAGGCUGCUGUGGUCCUCCACAGUCCUGAACAUCAUCGGGUUGUUUCUGGGGAUCAUCACAGCAGCCAUUCUUGGAGCAUUUAAAGACAUGGUACCUAUGUCCCAAAUUGCUUUCAGUGCCGCACCACCUCCUCAGAUCCUGUACAACCCUACCCAGCAGAUCCUGACAUAUGCUGGAUUUUGUCCUUCUGCAGCAACAAUUUCUACAUAUCCAUCCUACCCGUUGCCCCUUCAGCCUGCCAGCAAUUUUCCAGGAAAAUCAUCUACUGACAUUUCUUUAUCAGAAGAUACUCAGCCUCCCUCUCAGUCCAGCUCCAGCUACGGUCUUCCCCCCAAUGCUCCACCCCUCUAUGCACCGACUUACUUCUUGCCUGGAGAAAAGCCUCCACCAUAUGCACCAUAGGACCAAGUAUUUAUUUGAGGUAGUUAGCAGGUAUUGUUUUUAAGAAACCUUUGGAAGCCCUGUGCUGUGCAGGCACUAGACUUUCCAAGAAACCCACUACAGAGUGUGUUACAGACACUCAGCUUUUAGGCACAUCUCACUAAGCAGAGCAGAAACCUGGAAAUGUCAGGGCAGGCUCAUCACCAGUGGGGUGACAGGUCACCACCCAGUCUGCCUGAGGUCAAAUGCAGUACUGCUUUCUACUUACAAUGAGUUUUUUCCUUCUCCCUAUACUGCAGAAUGGUUUUCUUCCAGAGGAGAAUUGAAGAAAACACUCUGCAUAUGUACUCUGCUUUCAUAAACCAAUAUAGAAGGGUUUUAGUCUGUGUUGUCUGAAUGAGUAUUCUGGAGCCCUAUGAGUCAAUUGCUUUGGGUAGAAAGAGCCUAGGUGUUUGUUUGCUUGUGGUAUUUAUUUAAGAACCCUCUUUGGUGAAAGUGUUGUACCAAUAAAAAAAGUGUGUCAAUUAUUUUCCAAUAAAAUUGACUGUGUAUAUUUAUGCUGUA